AUGUCAACUCAAUUUGAAACUUUUGAAUAUCUCGAUGGAUAUUCACUUUGUUCAAUUUUUUAUGGAAUGAAUCAACGUUUGAAUGAUCUUCUUCGACUAUGUAAAUUACAUAUCGAGUUUAAUAAACAUAAACGAGAUAAAAAGAUUUGGCAUACACUUGCAACGGUUAUAAAUCCUGAACAAAGUCAUAUAUUAUCAAUCGAUAAUGUUAUUAUUCCUGACCGAUGUUUACCUUUUAUUGGAAGAAAUCUUGUUUCAUUGUAUAUUUAUCAAAUGAAUGAAACUACAACUGAUACAAUACUUAAACAUCUACCACUUGACAAUCAACUUAAAACAUUAUAUAUCGAGAAAAAAGAAGAUUGCUAUAUCUCUCGCAGAAAUUCCUAUACGGGUUGUGUAUUCUUUAAUCAUGGACAUAAAUUUAUUUCGCUCGUGAAUUUAUCUUUGGCAAAUUACCGUACUCAUAACGUUCCAAUAACUACAAAUAUUUUCUUAAAACUUCGUCGACUUUCAUUAACAAAAUACAUUUGGGGACCAAAUUUUGUUCAAUUCCUUCAAAAAAAUGUGCCGAAUCUUCAAUCAUUAUAUUUCUAUCCAAUACACAUAUCUCCUAAUGAGUUAAAACCGUGUAUUAUCAAAAAUAUUCAAGAACUCGAUAUAAAUGCUAGAUAUAACUUCAAAUAUUUGCAAAAUAUUUUAUCUAUACUACCUAACUUGAAACGUCUUCGAAUUUGUUGGAAAGAUACUUCAUCGAUAAAUUCUAUCAACAGUACUCAAUGGAAAGAACUCAUCGGAAAAUAUUUUCCUCGCUUGAAACAUUUAACUUUAGAAUUUCCUGAUGGAAUCGAUGAAGAUCUGGCUGAAACGUUUUAUACAAGAGAAUUGUGGCCAACAAAAAAUGUUGUAAUGAAAAUGAUGGUGAAUAAAGCUGAAACUCGAUAUCGACAAGUGAAAACAAUCUAUUUCAAUCAUCAAUGGCAUUUUAAAUAUUUUGAUUAUUGUAAAAACAAAAAUCAGAAUGAUAAUUACACAUUACAAUCACGAUCACCAUCAACUUCAUCAUCAGACUCGAAUACUUCAUCGGAGUCAGUAGCACAAAGACGGAAACGAUCGUCUUCGUCAUCACGAACACCACCUCGAUCAACAUCAAAACAUCAAUUACAACUCCAAAAAAAAUGCGAUCACGAUCACGUUCAUGACGAUUACAAUUGUCACUUUCUUUUUGUGCAAAAUUCAAGUUUCACUUCUGAGAAAUUUGUAAUGGUAAUAAUUUAA
This is a messenger RNA of Adineta steineri, 1275 nucleotides long. Lineage: Eukaryota; Metazoa; Rotifera; Eurotatoria; Adinetida; Adinetidae. The record is from the annotation of a GenBank genome assembly.